Messenger RNA from Striga asiatica, 600 nucleotides. Lineage: Eukaryota; Viridiplantae; Streptophyta; Magnoliopsida; Lamiales; Orobanchaceae. The record is from the annotation of a GenBank genome assembly.
AUGAAGUACCCAUACCUGAAACCCGACAUAAAGCCGCUUUCCACCUCUGUGGUAAGGAACAAUGACGGGACGCUUGUGUAUAAAUUCUUUACAGAUAAGGGGUUCGAUCCUGUAUGCAAGAAAACCGUAGGAAUACGAUUACCAAUGCCUAUACGAAUAUUGCGGACGGAUAGAAAGACUCCCAAGGGUGACCCCACAGCAAAGAAUUGGAGUAUAAGUCAUCAAGUUAUCUCUACUGCCAGGCCGAACACUAUUAGCUUCAUAUUGGUUCACUGCCGUUGCGCUCUUCAUAGCAUUCACUGCAGCAGGCAACGAGUAACAACAGAAACAGAACAUCAGACUAACUCCGGGUUGUCUGCAUGGCUAACUAUGCUAUCCACUUCAUUGUUCACCAUACUGUGGUCCCCAGGAGUCGAAAUAAGAUUACCGCCCGAUGAUAAGUUAUUGGUUGCAGGACAAGACACCACACUUCUGUUGUGUUCGUUGUAUAACCAUUCCAUUGGAAAAGCUGAAAAUAUCCUCUUCUGUGGCAAAGCAACAAUUCAGAUUCACAACCCUGUAAGCAGGCAACAGAAAAGAAGCACGUGCACUGAGAAUUGA